UUCAACUUCUCUUUGUUUUCUCUUUCUCUCUCUUUACUCUCUCUCUUCUCUCUCUUUCUGCUUCCAGGGUAGGUGGGACUUGAAAUUCAUUUUAAUAGAAGGAAUUUUCGUGGAUAUAAUCAACAACCGAUUUUGCUCUGCGCAGGUAAGAUCCGUUUUCAGAUCGCUAAGCGGAUCUUGCCUCCAAAACCCUGAAAACAGGCGCGGCCAGUCAGGCGAACAGAAGCGCAGGCCCCGCCCAGGCCUUGACCGGGUCUGCCGCGGUCCCAGGCAGUCCGGCCUCUAGAAUGCCCGCGCAAUUUCCCGCAAACCCGGAAGCGGACCUUUGGGGGUGAACGCCUAGAGCGCAGUUUCCGGUAGACCCGGAAGCCGAUCGCAUGGAGGAACUGUUUAGCAGCAGCGCGCCUCCCUUUCCUAGCCACUGGUUCUCCUGACCCCGAGUGUGGGGAGUGACUUCAGUCUCCUGACAUCCAGUGUUCUCUCGAGCCAGCUUCCAGCCCACCGAAAAUGAGCUCUUCCUAUCCCCUCCCUGUGAAUGUGUGGAGAAAAAAGAUGGGAACGAGUCAGAGGAAAUAGAGAAAUUUUGAAAGAGAAAUGAAGAAUGAGAGAAACAAUUAACAGACGGCAAAGUAGAAGGUUCACAAAGUUUAAGAAAGGGAGAAUAAAGUGGAAAAAUCUCAGAGGGAAUCCACUCAACAGAUGAGGAUUCACUUCCAAAGAGACAUAUUAUGCAAGGAAGCAACUCGGAAAACGAAAGAGAAGGAGUCAGGAAUGGCCCUUACUCAGGGACCCUUGAAAUUCAUGGACGUGGCUAUAGAAUUCUCUCAGGAGGAGUGGAAAUGCCUGGACCCUGCUCAGAGGACUUUAUACAGGGAUGUGAUGUUGGAGAACUAUAGGAACCUGGUCUCCCUGGGAAUCUGUCUGCCUGACCUGAGUAUUAUCUCCAUGUUAGAGCAAAAGAAAGAUCCCUGGAUUCUGCAGAGUGAAGAGAAAAUAACAAACAAUCCAGAUGGCAGGGAAUGCAUCAAAGGUGUGAACACAGAGAGGAGCUCUAAAUUGGGAAGUAAUGCAGGAAACAAGCCUUGUAAAAGUCAACUUGGAUUCACUUCUCAGUUACAUCUGAAUGAUCUGCAGCUAUUUAAAGCUGAAAGGAAAAUUUCUGGGUCUAAGCAUAUUGAAAAACUCAUAAAUGACAACUCCUCAGUUUCACUGCUUGAAAAAAUUUCUUCCAGUGUCAAAUCCCACCUUUUAAAUAAACAUAGAAAUAAUUUUGAUGAUGCUCCAUUACUUCCGCAAGAACAGAAAGCACACAUUAGGGAAAAAGUUUAUAAAUGUAAUGAGCUUGGCCAAGUCUUUAGAGCAUCUGCAAGCCUUUCUAACCAUCAAGUAAUCCGUAAUGCAGAUAAUCCUUACCAGUGCAAUGAAUGUGGCAAGGUCUUUAGUUGCAGUUCAAAGCUUGUGAUACAUCGAAGAAUGCAUACUGGAGAGAAGCCUUACAAAUGUCAUCAAUGUGGCAAGCUCUUUAGUAGCAAUUCAAACCUUUCACAACAUCAAAGAAUUCAUACUGGAGAGAAACCUUACAAAUGUCAUGAAUGUGACAAGGUCUUUCGAAGCAGUUCAAAGCUUGCACAACAUCAAAGAAUUCAUACAGGAGAGAAGCCUUACAAAUGUCAUGAAUGUGACAAGGUCUUCAAUCAAAUUGCACACCUUGUACGACAUCAAAAAAUUCAUACUGGAGAGAAACCUUACAGUUGUAAUAAAUGUGGCAAGGUCUUUAGUCGCCAUUCAUAUCUAGCAGAACAUCAAACAGUUCAUACUGGUGAGAAACCUUACAAAUGUAAAGAAUGUGGCAAAGCAUUUUCAGUGCGUUCCAGCCUCAUAACCCAUCAGUUAAUUCACACUGGAAGGAAACCUUACAAAUGUAAAGAAUGUGACAAGGUGUUUGGGCGCAAGUGUUUACUGACCUCUCAUCAGAGAAUUCAUACUAGAGAGAGACCUUACGGAUGCAAUCAGUGUGGCAAGAUCUUUAGUCAGAAAUCAGACCUUAUACGACAUCGAAAAAUUCAUACUGAUGAGAAACCUUACAAAUGUAAUAAAUGUGGCACAGCAUUUAGAGAGUUUUCAGACCUUACUGCCCAUUUUCUAAUCCAUAGUGGAGAGAAACCUUAUGAAUGUAAAGAAUGUGGCAAAGUCUUCAGGUACAAGUCUUCUCUAACCAGUCAUCGUAGAAUUCAUACUGGAGAGAAGCCUUACAAAUGUAACAAAUGUGGCAAGGUCUUCAGUCGUAGUUCAAACCUUGUAUGCCAUCAGAAAAUUCAUACAGGAGAGAAGCCUUACAAAUGUAAUGAAUGUGGCAAGGUCUUUAAUCAAGCAUCAUACCUUACAAGACAUCAAAUAAUUCAUACUGGAGAGAGGCCUUACAGAUGUAAUAAAUGUGGCAAAGCAUUUCGAGGGCGUUCAGGCCUUACUGCCCAUCUUGCAAUCCAUACUGAGAAGAAAUCUCAUGAGUGUAAAGAAUGUGGCAAGAUCUUCACUCACAAGUCUUCCCUCACCAAUCACCAUAGAAUUCAUAUUGGAGAGAAGCCUUACCAAUGCACCCUGUGCAUUAAGGUCUUUAGUCACAAUUCUGACCUUGCACAGCAUCAGAGAAUUCAUUCGUGAGAGUCCCUACAAACUGUGUAUGGCAAACCAUCAUCAUGAAUUCUAGCAUUAAUCAACAUCAGAGGGUCCAUACUAACUGGAAAUCAUAAAUGAAAUGUAUGUGACACGGACUUUAUCAGGGCCUGCCAAAUCACUAGACAUCACCACAUCACUGUGGAGGAUGAAACCACACAGAUGAAUUGUGUGUACUCGGGCCAUUAUUCAAGGACCAUUACUGUAGAAUACGGAUAGGAUUUACACAAGAAGUAACUCAAUCUCUGGUUCUCUGAUAUUAAUCUAUGAUAUUGCAUUCUGCAGAAUGCUAAGUCAAAAUAUGUUGAUUCUCAUGACAUGAUGUAUAUCAAAGGUGCAACAGUAUGUAAAUGGCCAGUUUUAUUCAGGCUAUAAAAAAUUAAAUUUUUUGGGACCUGUAGAAAAGGCUACUUUAUGACUUUAAAAUCUCUUCACGUGCCUUCCAUACAGGCCAUUCACUGUGGUCCCUGGGAAAGAAUCAGUAGGAUGACAGGGCUGACUUCAUUAGCUGAGGAUUAUUUCUAUCCAGUUUCCUGAUGAAGAAGGACAUUGCCUUUUCAGAUUAAAUGUUGUCUGAUUUAGAGAGCAUGGAGAAGUGGGCAGAGUAACAUAAAACUCUGAUGACCAUCAUCAUACUGUUGCAGUCAACACACUUUGUCUCGACCUAAGUGCACAGUGCUUCAGUUUCUACCAACUGACCAUGAAAUAGAGUAUGCCAUGAUCUUAAGGCAUGGGUUAUUAAUGGGAAGAAAGUAAUAGGUUGCUAGUGUCUGAUUAUAUAGUAGAAAUAAUUGAAGGAAAAAGGUAGACGCUUUCUCCAUUGAAUAGCAGUAGCUGCUGUUUAGCAAAGACUGAUGAGAAAUAGUCUUUUUUUUUUCCCCUCCCCGUGAGAUAGAGUCUCACUCUGUUGCCAAGGCUGGACUGUAGUGGUGUGUUCUUGGCUCACUGCACCCUCCGCCUCCUGGGUUCAAGCAAUUCUUCUGCCUUAGCCUCCUAAGUAGCUGAGACUACAGGUGUGUGCCACCACACCCAGUUCAUUUUUGUAUUUUUUGUAGAGACGGUUUAUGUUUACCAUGCUGGCCAAGCAGGUCUCCAACUCCUGACCUCAAGUGAUACGUUCACCUCAGCCUCCCAAAGUGCUGGGAUUACAGGCAUGAGCCACUGCACCCAGCCUCAUUUUUGAAAUGAAAGAACAGAUACCACAGUUGAGUGUUUAAUCAAAAUGACCAGAUCAGCAUAUUCUUUUUUUAUAUGACACAGAGUCUCACCCUUGUCACCCAGGCUGGAGUGCGGUGGCACAAUCUCGGCUCACUGCAACCUCUGCCUCCCUGGUUCAAGCAAUUAUUCUGUCUCAGCCUCCCAAGUAGCUGGGAUUUCAGGUGCGUAUUUUUAGUAGAGAUGGGGUUUCACCACGUUGGCCACACUGGUCUCGAACUCCUGACCUCAGGUGAUCCAUUCCCCUCAGUCUGAAAGUGCUGGGAUUAGAGGCAUGAGCCACCAUGCCCAGCCAAAUCAGCAUAUUCUUGAGUAGAAUUCACAUUUAGUUCUUGGCAUUAUAAGUUGCAACUGUUUGAUUUAGAAUGUAUGUAGCUCUCAUGUUCGUACUAAUAAAGUUUCAUUUUUCCUGAGUGAA
Messenger RNA from Chlorocebus sabaeus (green monkey), 4306 nucleotides. It is a transcript of the gene ZNF528, whose product is annotated as zinc finger protein 528. Gene Ontology annotation, molecular function: RNA polymerase II cis-regulatory region sequence-specific DNA binding; DNA-binding transcription factor activity, RNA polymerase II-specific. Gene Ontology annotation, biological process: regulation of transcription by RNA polymerase II. The record is from RefSeq and is a predicted model, not a curated record. Lineage: Eukaryota; Metazoa; Chordata; Mammalia; Primates; Cercopithecidae.